GCAGUUACUGGGAAAAGUUUUGGAACCAAAAGCUUUCGAGCAGCUCUAGAAAAUGGAGUCCUGUUGUGUGAUUUGAUUAACAAGAUCAAACCUGGAAUCAUUAAGAAAAUCAAUCGUUUGUCUACUCCAAUAGCUGGCUUGGAUAAUAUAAAUGUUUUUUUGAAAGCUUGUGAAAGUAUUGGAUUGAAAGAAGCUCAGCUUUUUCAUCCUGGGGAUCUUCAGGAUUUAUCCAAUCGAGUUACAGUCAAACCAGAGGAGACCAAUAGAAGAGUGAAAAAUGUUUUGAUUACAUUGUACUGGCUUGGAAGGAAAGCUCAAAGCAACCCUCAUUAUAAUGGUCCAUACUUAAACCUUAAAGCAUUUGAAAAGUUACUGGGACAAGCUCUCACUAAGGCACUUGAAGAAUCCAGCAGUUUGAAAAGAAGUGGCAGGGAUAGUGGAUACGGUGAUAUUUGGAGCAUUGACCGUGGAGAAGCAUUUUCUUCAAUUAGCCAUAAAAGAGACGAUUCGUUUGAUAGCCUGGACUCCUUUGGUUCAAGAUCCUCUGCAAGUUUUUCAUCAGAUAUAACCUUGAAAGGCGGCAACGAAGGUUGUGGAAGUGACACAGACUCUGAACUGCCUUACAAAAUGCACAAUUCCCAUAAAGAUGACAUGUCCUAUCGCAGACUUUCUGCGGUUGAACCAAAGCCUCUUACAGAUUUCAAUCGUUUCUUACCCAGUAAAAGUAAACCGGCAGCAUAUAUGCCAGCACCUUUGAGGAAAAAGAGGAUAGAAAAAAAUGAGGACAACAGAAGAAGCUGGGCAAGUCCUGUCUCCACCGAGUCAGAUGGAACACUUUCAAGCCAAAAGAGAUCAGAUUCUGAAGAUGAGGAUUCAGUCUAUAAACAAAGCAGUGCUGCUAUUGGUAAUGAACCAAGGCUAAGUCUUGAUUUGAACAGCCAUUAUGGAAAGGAUCCAAACCAUACUAAACAAACUGCUGAAUAUGCGCGAAAAUCUCUGUCACAAAUGGCAGAAGGCAGAAAGAUGGAGUCUUCUGAUCAACCCAGUCAGUUUUCAUUACUUCAGGCCCUGCAAAAAUAUACUGACUACUUGUCUUCUGAAACAAAGACCAAAAUUGAUCCUACUUCUGGCCCUAGGCUCGUAACAUGCAGAAAGAAUGUUUCUUUUACACCAGGAUGCAGUCAGAAGGAGACUGAGAAUGGAGAACUGUACCCAGACUUGGAAAAUGAUGAUUUAUUUGUACGGAGGACUGGUGCUUCCCAUGUGAAUCCAGUUGUUCUUCAGGAUCCUGACUAUUUUAAAAAAUCCUCUGAGCAAGAACCUUCUCUAGAGGGUGAAAUAAUUUUACAGCCCAGAGAAGAGCAAACUGUGAUUCCAGACUUAGAAAAAGAUGACAUGAUUGUUCGUAAAGCCCAAGCACAGAAAAAAGCAGUGCCUUUAUCAGGUGCUCCAGACAGAUACCAUCCUGCACUCUUUCCUGAUCCUUGGAGUCUUCCAGAGGAAAUCCGGUCCAAGUUCCUUUGCUUACUUGAGAAGAGCAGCAUGUUGCAAGAGAAAAAAAAUGCUGGUGUGGUGUUAUCACCCUCUUCACGACAGAAGGAUGAUAUGUUGACUCGAAAGAUUGACUCCUGGAAAGUAGGAAGCAUUGUGCAGCCGAUCAGUUUUAUACCAGGUCCAUGCAGUGAAGAAGACUGGAAAAAAUGGGAAGCUAUCCGAGAAGCCAGCAAAGUUAGACACAAGAAGCGGCAGAUGGUUGAGAGACUGUUUCAAAAGCUUUCUGAUGAGCAUGGGAGUAAGUCUUUGACUGAUAUCAGCGCAGAUGAACUGCAGUCAAUGCGCAAGAUUCGUUUUGAAGAGCUACAGAAAAUAAAAGUCCAGCUACAAGAACAAGACCAAAGGUGGCAAGAUGAUCUCGCAAAAUGGAAGAGUCGCCGAAAAAGUUUCACUUCAGAUUUGCAAAAGAAAAAGGAAGAACGAGAAGAAAUUGAAAGGAAAACCUCUGAGGUUUCUGUAAGAAAUACCAAAUCACUGAAAGAAAUGCAGCGAGACAGGGAGAAGAGAGAUCACGAAACCUACGGUGACAACCAGCCAGCAACUGAACACAAGUGGAUUUAUUCGUCAUAUGAUGAUGUGUUUAGCGUAGAAAAACCAUCUUCCAGACCCUCAGUAGCAAAAGAUUACUUAGUUGAAAAAGAUACCACUGAUGGCUUUAAGAACAAUGAAAAACCUUUAGCUGUACCAUCUAGCACAGAGAAUUUGCAGAAGUGGGAGAGCUAUGCAACAGGUGAAACGCAAAUUCCAUCUAAAAGCCUGUCCGAAAAACAGAGCUCAGCUCCUUUGUCUACUCACCAUUCAGUGAAUGCACAAACUGGGUCAGCUCGGGUUUCAGCUUCUCUACCCAGAAGUUACCAGAAAACUGAUACCUCUAGGUUAACAUCUGUGGUUACACCAAGACCUUUCGGCGUCCACACACGAGGAAUCUCAUCACUUCCUAGAUCAUUUACGAUGGACGAUGCCCAGAAGUAUAAUGGAGAAGUAGAUAGAGCCAAGAGAGCUCCAGCUUUGUUCACCAGCAAUUCAUUUUCACAGCCAGAAACAAGACAGCCUCUUUCUACCACUGCAUGGAAAAGUGGUGUUGAAGAUGCAGAGGAUGAGGAAGAGGAGGAGGAAGGUAUUAAAAGAACACAUUUGCCUAUUUCAGUAGCCUCUACUGCAUCCCAGGACCAGGAUGCUGGAAGCCAUGGUCUUAAAUCAGAGUAUUAUACUUCUCCUGACUCUCUUACAGUUGCACCCUCUGCAGAAAGAAGAAGCCUGCCAGAGCCUGAGGUUUCAAGGUCACAGGACCAGUACAGUGAAAUGAGAAUCAGUAUAAACCAGAGACCUGGUAAGAGGCACAACUUUGGGUUUACAACAAAUUGGAAUACUUCUGGGGUCUUUGUGCAAUCAGUUGAAAAAGGUAGCCCUGCAGAUCUUUGCCAGCUGCAUGUAGAUGAUGAAAUCAUUGCUGUCAACGGCACAAAGGUUUCACACAUGGACCCUCCUGAGGGGGAAGAAGCCAUUGCUAAUGCGCUAGAAACUGGAAACCUGGUCAUGGAUGUCAGACGAUAUGGAAAGAAUGAUUGGGGAAAAGACCAGCCUUCCCUGCCAAAUGUAAGGCAUAAAAUCCUCAAUCUCACCAGUCUGGCUGCCAACAUUGUAGGUACAUCUGAAAAUAAAUGGAUUGAUGCAACUUCUGGAGAUCAUUUUCCCACCACGUCUUCAGACAUAUCAACAAAAACAGAUUUCAACAGCAGUCUUCAAAAUUCUGAUACUGGAGCCAAAGUGAUAAAUGGGAUGCAAGCAGAUUUGUGUUCCAAUGAGCAAAAAGAAUCUGAAUCUAUUUCUUUGAAAAACUUAAAAAGACGAUCACAAUUUUUUGAACAAGGAGGCUCAGAAUCUGCAAUAUCUGAUCUUCCAGUCCCAUCCAUUAGUGUUCCUAGAUGCCGGGUUUGGGAUCAAGAGGAUGAGAGAAAACGACAAGAAAAAUGGCAAAAAGAACAGGAGCGUUUACUGCAGGAGAAAUAUAAACGUGAGCAAGAGAAAUUGAGGGAAGAAUGGCUGCGGGCUCAGGAGGAAGCAGAAAAAGAGAGUUCAAAAUACCAAGAUGAGGAGCAGUGUGUCCUAACUGCAGACACGAUGUCUAUCACUGCACAUGCCCCCUUGGCUUCUAGUUGGAGAACAGUCAUGGGAGGAGAUGCUGAUGUUCCUGAAGGAGGUGGAGGAAGUGAACAGGGGGCACAGCAGCAGCAGAAUAAGGAAGAGAAAGAUGAGGAAAAGAGGUGGCUUCAGGAGGAACAAGGACUCCAGGAGAAAGAAAUCCUCCACUUGAAACAAAAAAGCGAACUCCAAGAGCUAGAGCUUGAGCAAAGACGUAAGGAGAUAGAACAGCAGUAUGCCGAGGACCAGAAGCGGUGGGCGGAAGCAGAGGCAGAGGAGCAGCAUCAAAGAUUUUAUAAACAUUAUGAUGAACCUAAAAGCAUUGAGGAUCGAUCUGGUCACUUUCUUGCUGACAGAAGUAAAUCCAGGUCAACUUCAGAAUUGGAUGAUUACACCACAAACAGAAACGGUCAAUGUAAGAAACCAUUGGGUGGUACCGCCCGAGGGUUGCUACAGGAUGAGCUAAACCAAAAACAAAGUGUGAAGAUGCAGCAAGAGACCAAAGAACCUGAACAGAAGGCUCCAAGAAGGCAAAUGCUUUAUCAGAUGAAGUAUAAUAAGCCAGAGCAAGCAGGUAUGAACAACAAAUACUUGGAAAAAUCUCGGACUGUAUCUGAUUCACAGAAAGGGUCUCAGAAAGAGCCUGCCAUGUCCCAAGCAGAGGCAGAGAGGCAACAAAUCCUUCAGGAAAUGAGAAAGAGAACGUCACUGCAUACAGACAACAGCUGGAUUAGGCAGCGCAGUUCCAGUGUAUAUAAGGAACCCAUUACUGUACACAGCACUUUGAUGAGGAGAGGUGAAUCUCUAGACAAUCUUGAUUCAUCAAGAACAAGCUCGUGGAGACAUCAUUCAUGGAUGAAUCAGUCUGUCUCAUCUAGUCAAGAUUAUACUCGCCCUGCUCCUUCAGCAGGAUCUGCUUCAAAUCGGGCCUACGCAUACACUCCCUCCUCCAAUGUAACAUCUUCAUCAACCACCUCUGUCAGAACAGCGUCUUCGACCCACACUCUCCCGUCAGCACCAUCUCCUGUUCCUCGUGCUCAGUCUCCUACCUCUGCUUCCCAAUCCGGGUCUCAGACACGGAAUAAGUCAAUCAGUGGGAAGAAAAUAUGUUCAUACUGUAAUAACGUUCUGGGCAAAGGAGCCGCCAUGAUCAUCGAAUCUCUUGGUCUUUGUUAUCAUUUACAUUGUUUUAAGUGUGUGGGUUGUAAAUGCAGCCUUGGAGGAUCAGGCUCAGGAGCUGAAGUCAGAAUCCGAAACAAUGAGCUCUUCUGCAAUGACUGCUAUAUCAGAUUUAAAACUGGACAGCCAACCUCCAUGUGAAGCGAACGUAGAUAUGAAGCCAUUGCUACAGAUAGAGGAGGAGGUGGUUGCUGCUAAUGUAGAUCUAUAAAUAUAUAUUGUGUGUUUUUAAGAGUAACCUUUUUUUUGCCCUUCUAGAUUUCAUAGAACAUGGGCUAUAUCCUUCAUAUACCUGUACUUUUAUUUAUGAGAAAGUAAUCACAAUAAGAUAAUAUCUUGGGGAAAAUGUAUUUACUUUGAGCUCAACCUCUCAAAAGCACAAAGAAGAACAAACAUCAGUAAUAACUUCAAAGUAUGUCUGAGGCUAAUAAUUAAGUAGCUGAAUUUCCUAUGAUACAUAAAGAGGGUAUUUCUGUUUUUAUGCUCUUAACUAUAGAGCACUAUAGGAAUAAUUAAUAUAAAUAUGUAUUUGCAAUCGCUGUCUUUAUUUUUUGACAUGCUGCAAAGUGAGUUCUCUAGAGUAAUAUGAAGCUGCAUUAAAAUACACACCAAUGUGUUUGCUUUCUGUAUGCUGGUUUCUAAAAUUGUUUAUUUGCUUUUUGAAACUAAGAUACCAAGUAUAGUCUGCUCAGUGGUGAAGACAUAAUGUGCUACACACAAACAGUGGAAUCCAUUUGAGGGAAUGGUUUCUCCUUUUCACUUUUGACAGAUAAAACCAUCACUUUCCCUCAAACAAGUUAAUGCAGGAAGUGGAGGAGUUUUCUGUUGAAUUACAGUAUAUUUGUAAAUAUUUUUUCUGAUGCUACGUUGACUUUUUCCUUGCCUUACCUGCCUUUUGCAAAAUAUUCAUGUCCACAGAAUGAAUUGCUGAACAAUAAACCUGAUUGUCUGAAUUUG
Molecule: messenger RNA, 5832 nt
Organism: Gavialis gangeticus (Gharial)
Lineage: Eukaryota; Metazoa; Chordata; Crocodylia; Gavialidae
Gene: LMO7
Product: LIM domain 7
Exons: 31
Coding region: 628-5016 (1462 amino acids)
Biological process (GO): regulation of cell adhesion; regulation of signaling
Molecular function (GO): protein binding
Source: RefSeq, a predicted model, not a curated record